Dacryopinax primogenitus is the source of this 2280-nucleotide messenger RNA. RefSeq lists its product as uncharacterized. NCBI's taxonomy places the organism in Eukaryota, Fungi, Basidiomycota, Dacrymycetes, Dacrymycetales, Dacrymycetaceae. Bases 1073 to 1852 code for a protein of 259 amino acids. The transcript has 3 exons. The record is from RefSeq and is a predicted model, not a curated record.
UCAACCACUUGCGUAUGGGGUCAACCAGAGGCGAACUCCCACCCCUUCUGCCCCUGUUACUCCCUAUAGGUGUCUACGGUCACUCAUCCCGGAUUCGAUCAUGGUGUGGACACAUACCACAUAUCUUCACCAUGGGAAGUUAUUCUGACACGCCAAGGAAACGUCAUUGCUCAGUACAGUGAUCUCCCGCAGGUGGGAGUGGCUCCAACCGUUGGCGACUCUCUCACGUGGGAGUUCCCUCAUCGCCUCAGUCCAACGCCGAGCGGAUUGCCCUCCGAGGCACGCCCCAGUUCUGGACUCGGAACUCGCGUGAUCUUGAAGUUCUGGUGUCGUGGGAUCUCCAAGUAGUUAAGCCCCUCUCUUCGUUGGGGGGGCCCGUCCCGCAAACUCAAGCGGUCACCACGUUCACCUAUCGCAUUAUCUUCGGAACGGAUGGCACGAUUACCGAUCAACUUCUUCCGAAGUCAUCCCGCCCGAUUGCUAUCACGGAGGACAUGGCCUGCUUUGCCGACAGGGAUGGAGAACCCUGGACGCACGUAAUCGAUUUCGAGCAAAACUUAGAAGUACCUAUUGCCGAAGAUGCAUUACAUGGUACCGUCUUCGGCGCCUUCUUGGAGCCCUACUGCACCUUGAUGUUAUUUACUACGGAAUGCGACGUUGUACGCAUCUACCUGCUCCGCAAGAAACAGGGCGCAACUAUCUCUUCGGAGAAGCACGACAUCAUGCAGCACAAUUACCGAAGCGCGGCGCUUGAACCACCUGGUUCCCCAACGAGGCCCCUUGUGCUCCCACGGCUUGCGCCCGACGUCCAAUAUCGUGAAACUUGUAUCCCUCACUGGGGUUGUGUCCUUACCCAUCCUUUUUUAAAGUCGGUAGUGGCCAUCAGGCGCGAACGCGAUAUCGAGCUCUUCGCCGUCAUACCUGACCUGAAGCAGCGGCCGCACCGGCCGCUUGGGCUCACCUUGCCAUCGGAGGAGGAGAAAGCAUCAAUGCGCUCUGUUUUUCACCCGACGGCCAGUUUUUGCUGUUUAUCUGCCGCAGCCAGGAUUCAGUCACCCGCACAAGCCUUCGCAUGGCCAGACUACCUCCUCCACCAUCUUUCUAUCGGUGGGGGGGAGCCGCGUGUGGAGAUCCGAUUAAUAUUUGCGUGUCCCAACAGGCGCAAGGCGAUAUACUUCGUCACUGCAACUGCCUGGUUGCAGCCCCGUCUUCGGGUAACUCAGCUGUAGCCUCGGAGUAUACGCUUUUUGUCGGACUCAAAGAGACGAAGUUGUGGCUGGAACUCCGCCUUAGUCAAGGCAAGGUCGACAAUCCUAUCUCUAGCUUGACAGUGCCGACGGGAAUAUCUGUGCGCGAAAGCGAUUUGCCUCAAGAUCCUGACGACGAAGGUCCGCUGCUGCGUCUCCAGGCACUGCAGGUGGCGGGUGGAGUCAUUGAAAUGCCUCGCUUCAGUACUCCACUGGAACUUAAGAACCUGCCUGUCCGUGCGACCGACCCGAAAGUACUAUCGCUUAGAAGCUUGGGAUUCUGGAACCGCCCCAAGGGUCUGGGCCUUGUGUUGAAGGAAGUUUUUGGUGUUUCGCAACCCAUUCAACCCCUCGCGGUCGAAGCGGAUGCUUUCCAAAAUGCCUGGGUCUGUGCUCUUCCUACUCGAUUGGGGGCGCGUUAUGUUGCGAUCUUGGAAAACAUGGAACAUCCGUCAAAGCCGUGGUUCUUUAGAUAUUCCGAUGUUGCGGCUCAUCAGGCCUGGGAACUUCUUUAUGCGGACGAUACAGUCCUGACCCCUUUCCUUUCCGAAAGGCAACUGUUCAAGGGCCCAAUCUCGAUGCUGUUGCGCGACUAUCUGCGAUAGCUGAAGAUGUCGAUGACCUUCGUUUUGCGGACGGCGACACACCGGAACGCCGAUGGGCCGCAAUUCGUCUGGGUUGUUGGAGCAAUGAUCAUGCCGAGCCCACCACGGAGGAAAACGGAGAUUAAGCCCUCGAUCAUGCGCCAUCUCAUCUAGCAUCCUUUGAAAGAGCUGAUUUGGUGACAGCUUUCUAAUGGCAUGGCGGAUGCACUCGUCCAUGCCUUGCGCUCUCAUGGUCACCAGGAAGAAAGUGAAGUGGGGACUGUCCGACAAGCGUGGGCCGCCAUCGCUGGUCAUUGCAUAACCCUGAGAUCAGUAUCAGUAGAGUGUGCGAUAAAGAAGCUAACUCGGACUGUUCUAUUGCUCGGGUCAAUAAAUUAAAGCCUUGAGGAUAAGGGCGAGUCUAGCUCCUCUUGGGCACGGAAGGCACG